Hippoglossus stenolepis (Pacific halibut) is the source of this 2595-nucleotide messenger RNA. Its product is annotated as zinc-binding protein A33-like. The record is from RefSeq and is a predicted model, not a curated record. Gene Ontology annotation, molecular function: protein binding; zinc ion binding. Lineage: Eukaryota; Metazoa; Chordata; Actinopteri; Pleuronectiformes; Pleuronectidae. The coding region runs from base 80 to 1750 and encodes 556 amino acids. The transcript is spliced from 2 exons.
UGAAAGUUAAAUUCUUUCUUGGGAAACUACCUCGACACAGUUUUUGUUCCUGCUUCACAGAUCCACACCAACAGACAAAAUGGCGUCCAACUUCAGCCUCUUAUCUGAGGAUCAGCUUCUGUGUCCGAUCUGCCUGGACACGUUCAAUAAACCAUGCUCCACACCAUGUGGACACAACUUCUGCCUAUCCUGUCUCUCAUCCUACUGGAACAACGAACGUGUCUAUCGGUGCCCGGUCUGUAAGGAGACGUUCGAGAGGAGACCCGAUCUCAAGGUCAACACCUUCAUCUCAGGGCUUGCAUCGCAGUUCAGGUUGCUUCAAGUCACAAAUGCUCACACCUGGAGCCCGGGCCCAUUGAAGGAUAGCGCAGAAUGUGCUGUGCUGUGCGAUGUUUGUACUGACGCCCAGCAACAGGCUGUCAAAUCCUGCUUUGAGUGUCUGACUUCAUACUGCAGCGUUCAUCUGGAGCCUCAUCAAAGAGCUGCCGGACUGAAGCGACACACACUGGUCAACCCUCUGGCGAACCUGCAGGACAGGAUCUGCAAGGAGCAUAACCACAUUCUUACUUUGUUUUGUUUAAGCGAUAAAGUGUUGCUGUGUGACAUCUGCGUCCGUUCUCAGCACAUGAACCAUGAUGUUGUUCCUGUGCAGCAAGCAUACGGAAAGAUGAGGGAUCUGCUGGGAGACACAGAGGCCAGAGUGCAGCAGAUGAUCCAGGAAAGGCAACAGAAGCUGGAAGCAAUGAAGGAGUCGGUGAAAGAAAGCAGGAGAGAAACCAGUGAUGUGAUAGCUGAGAGCGUGCGGGAGUUAACAGCGCUGGUGUCUGAGGUUCAGAGGAGCCAGAUGGAGCUCGUGAAAGUGAUGGAGGAGAAGCAGAAAGCAGCAGAAGAACAAGCGGCUGUUUUUAUUGUCGUUUUGGAGCAGGAGGUCACUGAGCUGCAGAGGACGAAGAUGAAGCUGAUGGACAUAAAACAGACUGAAGACCAGCUCAGUUUCCUCCACACCUUCCCAGACCCAUCCGUCCUCCUACCACACAUUACGGACCUGUCCUCGUUCAGCUUCAACAGACACGCGGAGAUACGGCACGUGCAGAAAUGUCUGAGCAGCUCCGUGUCUCAACUGCAAACGUUGCUGAAGAAAAUGACGACGGAAAUCACAACGCUCUCUGCGUCGAACGAUGUCACACUGAGGAACCUGCAGCAGUAUGAAGUGAACGUUCUGCUCGACCCUGACACAGCUCACUGUCGGCUUGUUUUGUCCGACGAUGGCAAACAGGUGAGAUGCACCGAGGGCUCUGGUCGUAAGGACAUAAAGAGGCCAAACGCGUUCAAGAAGAAUUUCGCAGUUCUGGGACAAAGAGGUCUUUUGUCUCAAAGGUUUUACUUCGAGGUGCUUGUGAGUCAGAAGACCGAGUGGAGAGGGGAACUCACUCGGGGUCCUGACUGCGGACUGUGGGCCAUCUGGUUUCUGGAAAAAAGGUUUGAAGCCUUCAGUUCUCCAGGUGUGGCGGUAUACCGGGGGAAAGUAGAGAGGGUCGGCGUGUUCGUGGAUUACGACAAAGGUCAAAUAUCGUUCUAUGACGUGCAGACCGCAACACUUAUCUACUCAUUUAGUGACUGUCUCUUCACCGAGGAGCUUUAUCCAUAUUUAAACCCCUGUGAUAAUGAAUGUGGUUCAAACUUGAAUCCGAUGGUCAUCGUCCCUGUCACUCGUACGGAGGCUUCACUGACACCACAAUUUGCGGGUUAAAUUUUCAAAAGAUUUCAAAAGCACUUUGUAUGAAAUUAAGACAUUUUGUCUGGUCAAGCAUUGAUGGAGAUGAACCAUCUUUAAAUUUCUGUUUGUGCUUGGUUUGGAUCCUGAAAUCUUUUACAUUUUCUUAUUGUGUGUGUGUGUGUGUGUGUGUGUGUGUGUGUGUGUGUGUGGGUGUGUGUGUGUGUGUGUGUACAAUGCUUUGCGUUUCCUGAGUUAUAUUUUUGCAUUUUGAAGGGGGGACCUUUACUGAUUUUUCUUUCAUUUUGUGGACAUUUUCCAUGGCCUGAGCCAGCUGCCUAAGGAGUUUUUUUUCUCUUGUUGGAUUUACCUUAUGGACAUUUAAGUGGACAUUUAUUAUUUUCUGUGACCUUAAGUUUGGGGGAGUGUUCUUAAUAAAUUGGUGUGUUGGCAUACAUUUGAGUUUCUGUUUAUUAUUUUGCAGUUAUCUGGGUUUAAAGUCCCCUGACACCAACAUUUUCUCACUUAACCAGGCCUUGAUAAAUAGUGUCACAAUAGCUCCUGAAUCGUUAUAGUAACUAGACUUAAAACUUAAACAGAUUUUUACAAUUUUGUUUUCAUGAUAUUACACAACAUGAAAAUCUUUCUGUUGUUGUCUGUGAUGUGUUUUAAGCUUUAUAGCUGCGUAAUGGUGAUAAAACUUUUAUAUCGGCUUGAUGAAAUUUUAAUAAAGUAAAAGAGCAUUAUGUAACUAAGCCGGGCAACAUUUUCAAUGUAUCAUUUCAGGGCCUCCUGAAACAAGCAUUUCAAUUUUUUUGUUUUGAUUUCAGUUUCAAAUCAGCACGUCUGAUUUUCAUCACCUUUAAAUUUCUCCUCCCUCA